CACAACACACAAAACACGGAUUCGUUACCCUUUGUACCUCCUACCAGCUCUACUCCAUCGAGAUCUCGAAGAAGAUGGAACAGAGCUCCAAUGGCUUCUUCUCUACUAUCUUCAUUCUAAUCGUCUUCUUCAUCUCAUCUUCUGAAUCAUUCUAUCUCCCCGGCGUUGCUCCUCGCGAUUUCCAAAGGGGUGAUCCUCUUCAAGUGAAAGUCAACAAGCUUUCUUCUACGAAAACGCAACUUCCUUAUGAGUACUAUUACUUGAACUAUUGUAAGCCUACACACGUUAAAAACAGUGCCGAAAAUUUGGGGGAGGUGUUAAGAGGUGACCGCAUUGAGAAUUCGGUCUACACGUUUCUUAUGAGGGAAGAACAACCAUGCAAAGUAGGUUGUCGAGUAAAGCUUGAUGCUGAAACCGCAAAGAAAUUCAAAGAAAAAAUUGAUGAUGAGUACCGAGUAAACAUGAUUUUAGACAACCUCCCGGUUGCUGUUCUUAGACAGAGACGGGAUGGUAGUCAGUCAAACACUUACGAACACGGUUUUCGUGUUGGUUUUAAGGGAAACUAUGCCGGGAGCAAAGAGGAAAAGUAUUUCAUCAAUAAUCAUUUGAGCUUUAGAGUCAUGUAUCACAAGGAUCUUGAGACUGAUUCUGCUCGAAUUGUUGGAUUCGAAGUUACUCCAAACAGCAUCAGCCACGAGUAUAAAGAGUGGGACGACAAGAACCCUCAAUUGGUAACAUGCAACCAAAAUACCAAAAAUAUAAUUCAAGGAAGCACCGUACCUCAAGAAGUCGAUACAGAUAAGGAGGUCGUAUUUACAUACGAUGUUACUUUCAAGGAGAGCGAUAUCAAAUGGGCGUCACGUUGGGACACCUAUCUUCUUAUGAACGAUGAUCAAAUCCACUGGUUUUCGAUCAUUAACUCCCUGAUGAUCGUUCUCUUCCUUUCCGGGAUGGUAGCCAUGAUCAUGAUGAGAACACUUUACCGAGAUAUUGCAAACUAUAAUCAACUGGACACACAAGAAGAAGCUCAAGAAGAAACCGGAUGGAAACUCGUCCAUGGAGACGUUUUCCGGGCUCCGGAAUAUUCCGGAUUACUCUGCGUUUACGUCGGAACCGGCGUACAGAUCUUCGGAAUGACACUUGUGACCAUGAUCUUUGCUUCACUCGGGUUCUUGUCACCCUCCAACCGUGGUGGCCUGAUGACCGCCAUGGUUCUUUUAUGGGUCUUCAUGGGUUUAUUUGCCGGUUAUUCCUCCGCUCGCUUAUACAAAAUGUUCAAAGGCACGGAAUGGAAGAAGAACACUUUGAAAACGUCGUUCAUGUUUCCCGGUAUCUUGUUCGCGAUUUUCUUCGUUCUAAAUGCGUUAAUUUGGGGAGAGAAAUCAUCCGGAGCGGUACCGUUUGGCACCAUGAUCGCGCUUGUUUGCUUAUGGUUCGGGAUCUCGGUCCCGUUGGUCUUUGUGGGAAGUUACUUGGGUUUCAAGAAACCUGCCCUCGAAGAUCCGGUUAAAACAAACAAAAUCCCGAGACAAGUACCCGAACAAGCUUGGUACAUGAAGCCCAUAUUCUCGAUUCUCAUCGGAGGAAUUCUUCCAUUCGGGGCGGUUUUCAUCGAGCUAUUCUUCAUCUUGACGUCCAUUUGGUUGAACCAGUUUUACUACAUAUUCGGGUUCCUAUUCAUCGUUUUCGUGAUCUUGAUCAUCACGUGUGCCGAGAUAACCGUCGUCCUCUGCUACUUCCAGUUAUGCAGCGAAGACUAUCAUUGGUGGUGGCGGGCUUACCUCACCGCUGGUUCAUCGGCUUUGUACCUCUUUCUCUACUCGAUCUUCUACUACUUCACGAAAUUGGAAAUCACGAAACUGGUUUCAGGAAUUCUGUAUGUCGGGUACAUGUUGAUCGCUUCGUAUUCCUUCUUUGUGUUAACGGGCACGAUUGGCUUCUACGCUUGCUUAUGGUUUGUCCAUAAGAUCUAUUCAUCUGUGAAGAUAGAUUGAUGUAAACAAGAGAAAACAAAUCUCACACGGAGCAAAUUGGAAAUAGAAAUGAAUGCGAGAAAUAGUUGAGUCAAGUCGAGUCCAGUCUAGUUGGUUACACGAUGAAAAAGAAAUGUGUUACAAAAUUUUCGAAAGGAGUUGUUGUGGGUAGCGAUUUUUUUUCGGUUAAUUUUGAAUUUUUGUAUCUUAUAUUGGAUUUGAUAGAAUUAUGUGUUGUGUUGUGUUGGUUAAUCAAUUUGAAUCCUAUUUAGAGGCAAGUGUAAGAAAGUAUUGUUAUUUUGUUAUAGAUUUGCAAGCUUAAUGAGCAACUAAACCAUUUGUGAUUGUGGUCAA
Molecule: messenger RNA, 2327 nt
Organism: Cynara cardunculus var. scolymus (artichoke)
Lineage: Eukaryota; Viridiplantae; Streptophyta; Magnoliopsida; Asterales; Asteraceae
Product: transmembrane 9 superfamily member 7-like
Exons: 7
Coding region: 75-1994 (639 amino acids)
Biological process (GO): protein localization to membrane
Cellular component (GO): membrane
Source: RefSeq, a predicted model, not a curated record